AUGGACGCGAACGAGCCGACCCACUUCAACGUCCUGAUCGCCGGGACUGGCCUGCACGAGUCUAUCCUUGCGGCCGCCCUGUCCAAGGCCGGCUACUCGGUCCUCCAGCUCGACAGCGCACCCUACUACGGCACCGAGCAUGCCUCGCUCUCGCUCCUCGAGCUCGCCGACUGGGCCGCCGCCAACUCGGACGCCGACCCUUCGUCGUCGUCCCCACCCGACUCGCUUCGCCGCAUCUCGCAGCGCUUCGCCCUGAGCUUGUACCCGGUCCUCCUCCGCGCCAAAGGUCCCGCCAUCGACCUCCUCGUGCGCAGCAAAGUCGCGAGCUACCUCCAGUUCGGCCUCCUCGGCGGGAUCGCCCUGUGGCAGAGCGACGGCGGCGGCGGCGGCGAGGGCACGGGCAAGGGCAAGGCGGUGCGCGUGCCGGCGAGCAAGGCCGACGUCUUCAACGACCCGACCCUGUCGCUCGUCGAGAAGCGCCGGUUGACCAAGCUCCUCCUGUUCGCCGCCGGCGACGACUCGCUCGAGCACGACAAGGUGCUUGCGGCAGAUCCCGACACGAGCUUUGUCGACUACCUCAAGAAGGGCUUCUCGCUGUCGGGCACGGUCGCCUCGUCGCUCGCCUACGCCCUCGCUCUCUGUUCCUCGCCGACCGAUGCCGCGUUGCCGGCGCUGCAACGCCUACGCGCCAUGAUCCAGAGCAUGGGUCGCUACGGCCCGUCGCCGUACCUCGUCGGGCACUAUGGCGGUGCGGGCGACCUCGUCGGCGGCUUCUCUCGCAUCUGCGCCGUCUGGGGCGGCGGGCAGAUCCUCGGUCGGCCGAUCCUUCCACUCGACCCGUCCCCGACCGUCGGCCUGCCCGUACCCGCCUCGCAGCCGCCUUUCGCCGUUCACGACAAGCCGCCUCCGCCACCUGCGGCGUCGACCUCGGACGCCCCGAGCGACGAGACGCGCCCACUCGGGAUCCCCGUCCAGCUCGAGGAGGGUCAAGAGCCGACCAUGUUCACCGGCGACUGGGUCGUCACCUCCCCGCACCUCCUCUCGACCCUGGUCCCGGCUCACUCGUCCUCGAUGGCCGACCCUGCCCCUUCCUCCGUCCCUCGCACCGCGCACCUCAUCGCGCUUCUCCCCUCGCCCAUCUCGUUCCCUCCCCCUCGACGACCAGAAGGCGCCACCGACGACGACGCCGACCUCGACGAGCCCGACUCGAAGCUCCUCGUGUUCCCGCCGGGCGCGUUCGACGAGCGUCUCGGGACGUGCUCGGCCUUGAUGGUCGGAUCGGGGACGAUGAGUUGCCCCGAGGGCUACUACGUCUUGUACCUCGCCGCACCCGUCCUCUCGACGACCGACUCGCCCGCACCGACCGCUCGCGCCCUCCUCUCGCCCUACCUCGACGCCCCUCUCCUCUCCCCGACGCCUCUCGACGCCUCAUCCGCCGAGCCCUCGCCGCCGACCCCGAUCGAGCCGCUGUACAGCGUCGCCUACCUCUCGCCGACCCCGCCCGACUCGCCGCCGAGCACCGCCUCUCCCUCCGCCUCGACCACCUCUCCCUCGUCCUCCUCGCUCCCCGCCAACCUCCUCGUCACCUCCUCUCCGACGCCGGCCUCGACGGCUGCCGCCCUCGUCGACACGCUCGACGCGCUGCCACCCGCCGUCGAGUCGGCCUUCUGGACCAUCGUCGGCUCGCGAGGGCGCGACGAGGGCGUCGAGUUCUUUGCGAGGGCGCCCGAGGGUGGGACGGGUGCGGGAGGCGAAGGAGACGAGGAGGACUGA
Molecule: messenger RNA, 1773 nt
Organism: Rhodotorula graminis WP1
Lineage: Eukaryota; Fungi; Basidiomycota; Microbotryomycetes; Sporidiobolales; Sporidiobolaceae
Exons: 6
Coding region: 1-1773 (590 amino acids)
Biological process (GO): protein geranylgeranylation; vesicle-mediated transport; small GTPase-mediated signal transduction
Cellular component (GO): cytoplasm; nucleus; cytosol
Molecular function (GO): GDP-dissociation inhibitor activity
Source: RefSeq, a predicted model, not a curated record